AUGAAGUUUUUGGGAUUAGUUUUAUUAUUCUUGUCCUUGAUUAAUCAAGUGACUCCUAAGGAAGUAUCGGGAAUAUUCACCAGUUUUAAUUCAUUAACUUGGUCAGAUGCCGGUAAUUAUGGUUAUCGUGGUCCUGCUAAUCCAGCUUGGCAAGCUAAAUUAAGUUGGUCUUUAGAAGGUAAAAAAGUUAACCCAGGUGAUACUUUUACUUUAACAAUGCCUUGUGUUUUUAAAUUUGUUACUACUCAACCUUCUAUUGAUUUGGCUGCUAAUGGUAUUACUUAUGCUACUUGUACAUUUCAUUCGGGUGAAGAAUUUACCACUUUUUCAACUGUUAGUUGUAUUGUUAGCGAUGCAUUGACUUCCUCAACUCAAGCUUUUGGUACGGUCAGUAUUCCAUUUUCUUUCAAUAUUGGUGGUUCUGGUUCGGAUGUUGAUUUAACUGAUUCAACUUGUUUCACUACUGGCUCCAAUACUGUUACAUUUAAAGAUGGUGAUAAUGAACUUUCAAUUCAAACAAAUUUUGAACAAACUAAAGAUUCACAAUCUGGUUUAAUCACUAAUGCCAGAGUUAUUCCAUCACUUGGUCAAUUGUCCCAUCUUGUUGUUGCUCCAGAUUGUCCAAAUGGUUAUGCCAGUGGUGAAUUAGGAAUCUAUGCAAGAGACAAUUCAGUUACUAUUAAUUGUGAAAAUAUUCACAUUGGUAUUACUGAUAAAUUAAAUGCAUGGAAUAAUCCAACAAACUCUAAUGGUUUCACCUACACUAAGAAAUGUGAUUCCAAUGGAUUUUCAAUUUCUUUUAAAAACGUUCCAACUGGUUAUAGACCAUUUUUGGAUUCAUUGAUUAAUGCUGCUACUGAUUAUACUUUUACUAUUAGUUACAUUUCCAAGUACACAUGUGCUACCGGUGAUUAUCAUGAUAAAUCUAUUACUAAAAAUUGGGCUCCAUAUAAAAAUGGUCUUGCUGAUAGUGAUGGUGCUGUUGUUUUUGUUACAACUAGUACUUAUCUUGAAUCAACUACUGGCGUCACAACUUUACCAUUUGAUUCAAACAAUGAUAAAACCAAAACAAUUGAAGUUCUUGUUCCUAUUCCAACCACAACAGUAACUGAAUCAUAUGUUGGCGUAACUACUUCUUAUACCACCAUUUCUGCUCCAAUUGGUGGAACUGCUACCGUUAUUGUUGACGAACCAUAUCAUAUCACAACCACCGUUUACACAUCUUGGACUGGUGAAGGAACCACAUCAUAUACUGUUACUGCUUCAACUGAUUCAGUAGACACUGUAUAUGUUGAAACCCCGGUUCCAAAUCCAACAGUCACCACCACUGAAUAUGGUUCUGUUUCUGCUGCUACUACUUAUAUUGAAACUGCUAGUCACGGUGGUACUGAUACUGUUCACGUCAUUGAACCAAUCAACCCAACUGUCACCACCACUGAAUACGAAGAUGUUUCAGCUGCUACUACCUACACUGAAACUGCUACUCACGGUGGUACUGACACUGUUCACGUCAUUGAACCAAUCAACCCAACUGUCACCACCACUGAAUACGAAGAUGUUUCAGCUGCUACUACCUACACUGAAACUGCUACUCACGGUGGUACUGAUACUGUUCACGUCAUUGAACCAAUCAACCCAACUGUCACCACCACUGAAUACGAAGACGUUUCAGCUGCUACUACCUACACUGAAACUGCUACUCACGGUGGUACUGACACUGUUCACGUCAUUGAACCAAUCAACCCAACUGUCACCACCACUGAAUACGAAGACGUUUCAGCUGCUACUACCUACACUGAAACUGCUACUCACGGUGGUACCGAUACUGUUCACGUCAUUGAACCAAUCAACCCAACUGUCACCACCACUGAAUACGAAGACGUUUCAGCUGCUACUACCUACACUGAAACUGCUACUCACGGUGGUACCGAUACUGUUCACGUCAUUGAACCAAUCAACCCAACUGUCACCACCACUGAAUACGAAGAUGUCACUCAUACAUUACCACCAUUACGGAAACCUUUGCUCCUGGUCUCACCGACAGUGUCAUUAUUGAAAUCCCUAUUAGUUCAGAAGUUCCUGUUAUACCUGUCAGUAGUUCUUUUCAUUAUUACAAUACUACUAUUGUCCAGUCGUCUUCCAAUUCUGAGCAGUACACUAUUACUGUUAGCUCUGACACUACGGACACAGUUGUGGUUCCAUGCUCAACUUCAGUGA
This is a messenger RNA of Candida tropicalis MYA-3404, 2217 nucleotides long. RefSeq lists its product as uncharacterized. The transcript has a single exon. Gene Ontology annotation, biological process: cell adhesion involved in multi-species biofilm formation; cell adhesion involved in single-species biofilm formation. Bases 1 to 2217 code for a protein of 738 amino acids. Gene Ontology annotation, cellular component: fungal-type cell wall. The record is from RefSeq and is a predicted model, not a curated record. Lineage: Eukaryota; Fungi; Ascomycota; Pichiomycetes; Serinales; Debaryomycetaceae.